Molecule: messenger RNA, 1158 nt
Organism: Hibiscus syriacus
Lineage: Eukaryota; Viridiplantae; Streptophyta; Magnoliopsida; Malvales; Malvaceae
Product: zinc finger protein 4-like
Exons: 2
Coding region: 325-1023 (232 amino acids)
Source: RefSeq, a predicted model, not a curated record
AAUCACUGAAGAAGAAGACGACGACAUAGCUUACAAGGUAUUGUAUCAUUCCAGAUGUUCCUGUUGAUUUUGGUCUCAUCUUCUUGAUCUUCGAGAGUUUGAGAUUAAUCGAAUUAUUAUUUUAAUAGUCUCAUAUGAUUAUAAUGUAAUAUUUGAUUAGAAAUUUUUAUAAUCUAUGGAUAACGUGCAUUUAGUGGUGUAGCAAACGAUGCAUUGUUUUAUGGUAUGCACUGCAGGUGUUUGAAGAGGUAACUUACUAGUAGCGUAGCAAUCCAUACAGGAUAUCAAAGGGGACAGGCACAAAACGUCCUGAUUUACCCGAGAAUGACACCUCCGAACCCCGGUUUCGAAUUUGAAAACUACUCCGAAGUAAGUAGCCGAGUGGCUUCCGACGUAUCUGCAUCACUCGAUCCCUCGAAGGACACCGCGACUACCGUUUCGUGUCCCUCGAAGGGUCGACCGGAUUCAGGGUCGGUCUCCCUCGACCUGACUCUGCAUUUCAGCGAGACGACGCCGAGUAAUACUUUGUCCGCCACGACGCCGAGGGUUUUCUCUUGUAAUUACUGCAGGCGCAAGUUCUAUAGCUCGCGGGCAUUGGGCGGACACCAGAAUGCGCAUAAGCGAGAGAGGACGAUGGCAAAGCGUGUCAUGCGGAUGGGGAUGUUAUCAGAUAGUUAUACGAGCUUAGCGUCUCUGCCCCUUCACGGCUCGACAUUCCGGUCCCUCGGGAUAGAAGCUCAUUCCGUCACGCACCAAGGAACCAUACCAUCAUCCGGCCAUAGGCCGAUAGAUGCGAGAACCGGAGCACGGUUCGAUCAAGGGUAUUUCGGAAUGCCAAUGUUCAUGGAAGAUGAUGAUGUAGACUUGUUCUGGCCCGGAAGUUUCAGGCAGGUGAACGAAGAUAAAAAAGCCGGCACUGACCAAGAUUUGGACAUGGCUCAAAGUUCAAAUAUAGGAUUUAUGGCAUUGGUAUCACCACCAAGAGCAGAUUCAUCUGCACUCGAUCUUACUUUAAAGCUCUAAUAUUUUUAAUUUUCCGUUCCAUAUAAACUAAAUACUGAUUAUAUAUGUAAUAACAUCGACUUAAAUUCAAAAGUGUUGAAAUGAGAAAAACCAUAAAGUAUUUUAAUUUAAUAAUAUUAUUUUUCAAUAAUUUUU